AUGUCUUCUUUGAAGCCGCACAAGGGAGAAGAUCCUGAACCUUCUAUUUUGGAUAAUACCUCUACGGAGCCCAAGCAUAGAUAUGAGUCACUCCCUAAGCUUCCUAUAUUGCACAACAGUUUGUACUGUAAGGAUAACCCAAGAGAAUUGCCAUCAGACAAGGAGAUCAGUGGCCUUCAACGCAAGCCGUCAAAACUAAAGUCGAAGCUUUCAGACGAGAUUAAGCACCUCUCACCUUCGCUGAAAAGUGUGAAGUCCCAUGCACAGUUAGCUAAGACGGCGAACGGAGUUAGAUCACUGGCUAGAAACUUGAACAAGGCCACCAUCAAGCUCAAUGUUCGGUCGGUGAUGAUCAUCACAAAAGCCCGUGACAAUUCACUUAUAUACCUGACAAAGGAGUUGACAGAGUGGCUGCUGAGAAGAGAGCCUCACAUGGACAUUUAUGUUGACCAUCACCUUGAGAAAUCUAGAAGAUUCGAUCCAAAAUCAAUAUGGCAGGAGAUACCAACAGCGCAGAAACACCUCAAGUUUUGGAACAAGGCUUUGAUUAGGGACUGUCCGGAUAUGUUUGACUUGGUUAUCACUCUUGGGGGUGAUGGGACUGUAUUGUACGCAUCUACACUGUUUCAAAGAGUGGUCCCACCUGUUCUUUCAUUUUCCCUUGGUUCGCUGGGUUUUUUGACUAACUUUGCAUUUGAAGACUUUGCUUCCAUUUUGACCGAUGUUCUGGAGAAUGGUGUGCGCACCAACUUGCGUAUGAGAUUUACCUGUCGAGCUCAUAAAGAAAAUGGUGAAUUGAUGUGCGAGCAGCAGGCCCUCAAUGAGCUGACUGUUGAUAGAGGCCCUUCACCUUGGGUAUCGAUGCUUGAGUUAUACGGAGAUGGUUCUUUGUUGACCGUAGCCCAAGCCGACGGCCUCAUAAUAGCUACACCAACGGGGUCUACCGCAUAUUCUCUCAGCGCAGGUGGAUCUCUAGUACACCCCAGUGUUUCUGCUAUUAGUGUUACACCUAUUUGCCCUCACACCCUUUCCUUUCGACCUAUUCUUUUGCCAGACUCAAUGACUUUACGCAUAAAGGUUCCUGCAAGAUCAAGAUCCACGGCAUGGGCCUCCUUUGAUGGUAGGUCACGCGUGGAGCUUCUCAAAGGGUAUUAUGUAACUGUGGCCGCCUCACCCUUCCCAUUUCCAACGGUGAGGUCGUCCAAGAAUGAAUAUUUCGACAGCGUGAGCAGGGUCUUAAAUUGGAACAGUCGAGAGGAGCAAAAAUCAUUUGUACACCUGUUGAGCGACAAGAAUAAGGAAUCUUACAAUCAAUAUCAUUCAGGGAGAACUGCUGCUGGGAAUAUACGUUCUGGCCAGAGUAGAAUGAACAGCAUCGGCAACCCACAAGAAGAGUCCGAACAGACGAACAUGAACGUAGGCCGUCAUGCCUACAAUAGAGUGACAGACUCGCUUAGACAAGUUCAAUUAGAGAGAAGACACAGUAAUACUUUUGAAAUUGACUACAACGAUAGUUCAAGCUCCGAUGAUAACAAUAAUCAACUGCCUGGAGAAGCAUCUGAUUCUACCAUCGAGUUAGAAGACAAUGCUGGUGACAACUAUUUUGUGCCUCUUCCUGGUGAAGGAAUCAACACUCCAGUGCCACAACCUUUCUUAUCCAAUGAUUCAAACGUGCACUCAAUGUCUAGUAGUAGGGUUAGCCCACUACACGACGGUUUAGACCGCGCUUCCAAAUGA
Molecule: messenger RNA, 1737 nt
Organism: Komagataella phaffii GS115
Lineage: Eukaryota; Fungi; Ascomycota; Pichiomycetes; Pichiales; Pichiaceae
Exons: 1
Coding region: 1-1737 (578 amino acids)
Biological process (GO): NAD+ metabolic process; NADP+ biosynthetic process
Molecular function (GO): NAD+ kinase activity
Source: RefSeq, a predicted model, not a curated record